Messenger RNA from Dama dama (fallow deer), 646 nucleotides. RefSeq names its product nuclear transport factor 2-like. Gene Ontology annotation, cellular component: nuclear pore central transport channel. Gene Ontology annotation, biological process: protein import into nucleus. The coding region runs from base 57 to 440 and encodes 127 amino acids. The transcript has a single exon. The record is from RefSeq and is a predicted model, not a curated record. Lineage: Eukaryota; Metazoa; Chordata; Mammalia; Artiodactyla; Cervidae.
GCUGCCACCAUCGUGCCAGCCCCUUGGGUCUCAACGAGGCCGGGUGACACUCCAGAAUGGGAGACAAGCCAAUUUGGGAGCAGAUUGGAUCCAGCUUCAUUCAACAUUACUACCAGUUAUUUGAUAAUGACAGAACUCAACUAGGUGCAAUUUAUAUUGAUGUGUCAUGCCUUACGUGGGAAGGACAGCAAUUCCAGGGGAAAGCUGCCAUUGUGGAGAAAUUGUCUAGCCUUCCAUUCCAGAAAAUCCAGCACAGCAUCACGGCGCAGGACCAUCAGCCCACACCAGACAGCUGCAUCAUCAGCAAGGUUGUGGGCCAGCUCAAGGCCGAUGAAGACCCCAUCAUCGGGUUCCACCAGAUGUUCCUAUUAAAGAACAUCAACGAUGCUUGGGUUUGCACCAAUGACAUGUUCAGGCUUGCCCUGCACAACUUUGGCUGACCUCCUCCCAGCCAGGCACUCAUGCGGUUUCCUCCUCCCUCCUCUUCCCGAUACUAUUUACACUCCUCCAGAUGCUCCAAACGUCAUUCACAAACGAGCAGGAGCAGGGCCGCGGUGGGCGUGGGCGCAGUGCGCUGCUGCUACCGAGGUGUUGUGCAUGAUGUUUGGACGCUAGACUAGUUGCAUCUGACAGGAGAAGUUUGUGU